Phytophthora nicotianae INRA-310 is the source of this 567-nucleotide messenger RNA. RefSeq lists its product as hypothetical. Bases 1 to 567 code for a protein of 188 amino acids. The transcript has a single exon. Gene Ontology annotation, molecular function: oxidoreductase activity, acting on the CH-OH group of donors, NAD or NADP as acceptor. The record is from RefSeq and is a predicted model, not a curated record. NCBI's taxonomy places the organism in Eukaryota, Oomycota, Peronosporomycetes, Peronosporales, Peronosporaceae.
AUGUGUGCUGGUGCGACAGUUUUCACGCCCCUAAAACAGGAGGGCGUGAAGGCCGGCGACCGUGUCGGUGUCGUGGGUAUUGGCGGUCUGGGUCACCUUGCCAUUCAGUUCAUUCGCGCUUUAGACGCAAUCCCUAUUGCCUUCUCUCGCUCAGCUAACAAGGAGCAAGAGGUGCGGGCCCUUGGAGCCGAAGAGUUUUACGAUUUGAGCAAUGAAGAAGACCAGAAGAAGGCUGCCAGCUCAGUAGACUAUCUGGUGUUGACGGCCGAUGCCAAGAACAUGCCGUACAACUUGUACCUGAGCCUGGUGCGCAAGCGCGGCACCUUCAUCAUGGUUGGGCUACCGGACGACGACGUGAAGUUCAGUCCGUUCUUCAUCGUGCCGCGUGCAGUCCGUGUCCGUGGUAGCUGCAUUGGCAGCAUUCAAGACAUCAAGGACAUGCUUGAGUUGGCAUCCAAGAAGAAUGUGCGCCCAAUUAUCCAGAAGUUGCCGAUGUCGAAGGUGAAUGAGGGUCUGGAUAUGGUUCGUGAAGGUCGUGUUCGCUACCGCGUGGUGCUCGAGAACUAA